UCAACACACAUUCACAAACUAGCCGUUCCCACUUCGCAGCUGUCCUAAACCAAAAAAAACCCAUUUCAUUUCUAGAGAGAGAAACCAAAAAAAACUCACUCUCUCAAACAAAGAAAAAAAAAUACCCUUCAACCAAACAAGCCACAAACUCACAAACAAAAACCCCCCACAAAAAAUAAAAUAAAAAUGGCCGACACUAAAAAACUACUUACAAUGAUAACCAUAGGAUUACUCCUAGCUUUAAUCUCAACCGUUGAAAGUGGGUCUAACUUUGAUCCAACGGUGAUGGGACUAUUCACAUCUGGAUCUGGAUGUAAAGGUUCUGUUGGGGAGUGUUUGGGUGUUGAUGAAGAUGAAUUUGAAAUGGAUUCAGAAAUCAACAGGCGUAUUUUAGCAACAAGUAACUAUAUUAGCUAUGCUGCGCUUAAUAGGAACAGAGUACCAUGUUCAAGACGUGGAGCUUCUUAUUAUAAUUGUCGUCCAGGUGCUUCGGCUAACCCUUACUCUCGUGGUUGCAGUGCUAUCUCUCGUUGCGCAAGACGUUAGAAUUUUUUUUUAUUUUUUUUGUUAUUAUUGUUAUUAUUAUUAUUAUUAUUACCCCAUUUCUUAAAUUUUCUUAAAAAAAAAAGGUGAAAAAAAAGGAAAUUUGUAAGUUUAUUUUUUUUUAUUUUUAAAUAUUAUGAUUUGGGGUUUGUUUGGUAUACAUGGAUAAAAAGGAUGUUGAUUGAUUGUCAUAAUUUUUUUUUUUUGAGUGUUGGUUGUAUCAUAUAAGAAUUAUUUUUUAGCUAUUCUUUUUUAUUUUCUA
Molecule: messenger RNA, 805 nt
Organism: Beta vulgaris subsp. vulgaris (sugar beet)
Lineage: Eukaryota; Viridiplantae; Streptophyta; Magnoliopsida; Caryophyllales; Amaranthaceae
Product: rapid alkalinization factor
Exons: 1
Coding region: 187-546 (119 amino acids)
Source: RefSeq, a predicted model, not a curated record